This is a messenger RNA of Hippocampus zosterae (dwarf seahorse), 1681 nucleotides long. RefSeq names its product fibulin-1-like. The transcript has 3 exons. Lineage: Eukaryota; Metazoa; Chordata; Actinopteri; Syngnathiformes; Syngnathidae. The record is from RefSeq and is a predicted model, not a curated record. Bases 1157 to 1555 code for a protein of 132 amino acids.
GCGCUCGGUAGCCAUUGACCGCCCCAUGACUAGAUGGCCUUUCAUCCCAUCUGUUGUGGCAGUUUCUCAUUGUGUACCUUUUUUUAUGUAUUUGCAAUUAAACCGUCAAAAAACGCAUGUGCAAAUGACCUUUCCAUCUACCCGCGCGCGCACACACGACCUGCUUCUUCUCUUCAACAUUCCGGUUUCUGAGAGCCAAGUUUUUCCAGUCACCCUCUGCGGACAGCAGGAAAAAUAAGCUCGCCACUUUAAGUUUUGGGCACCUUGGGGCCUCGGCCAGCAUCAGCAAAGGCGACCCAAUUAGCGGUGGGACCGCUUAUGAUGGAUGGUGCCUCUGAGUGUCGGUGUCAGGUGAUUAACACUUCAUUUGCUGUAAAUGAUACCAAAGCGCCUGCGGUACCCGAGUCAUUCAGCUGGAUAAACGCAAGCGGACACUUUUUAUUUUCCAGUCUUCCACUUUCCUGCGUGAGGUUGAUUGGAAAAAAAAAGAGAUGUAACGUAACUGCGGUGAUGGUAAAUCUUUGGAUUGGAGGGGGGGGCCCUCCUUGUCAAAAUACCACAUUAAUCAUUGAAUAUGUAACAUGACAAUAAUUACAGUAUGUCUGUUUUGGAAUCUUAUUUUUGGAAUGAGGCUUGUUCGGAUGUGUAUGAUUUGACAAAAUGUUUACCCUACGCUUGUGAUGUCACUGGAUCACAUCAGUAUAGAUUUUUUUUGGCACUCGAGGGGCCCCGACCGCAUCGUCUCGGCUUCUGAGUCGGUGAGCCACUUGGACUCACCUGCUGGCUGGAUCUGGUCCCUGUGCGCUUUUCCUGCGGUUUUAUUUUGAAAGCCCCCACUGUAUUCACUCGAGUAAGUGUUAUUGUAAAGAUGGAGCGUGGGGUUUGGACUCAUCCAAAGGCACUCAUCCCCCCCCCCCCCCCCCCCGCCAACGGAAAGGUGGAUUAUGGGGCUAUUCAGGUGCUGCCAGGUUCUCCGGUGGCGUCUCGUUAAACCUCUCGUGCACCCUGUAACCUGAGAACAUGUUAAGAUGUCCGCUGUAGUCAACGCUGUCCCUGAAAGGCCUCAUAGCCAAGCGCGGGGAUCCUGACAAAUCCUGACGUGGUCUCCUUGCUUGUUUUGUUUGCCCCCAACCUCAGAUCGCUGUACAAGGACUCAAUGAGCGUGCGUUGCCACAAGGCCUGCCACCUCAACAACUUGGCCUGCAUGCGAGACCCCGUCCACAUGCUCACCUACACCGUCCUCUCCCUGCCCACCUACACCGUCGUCGAUCAACCCCAAGAAAUCGCUAUCCUGCGGACAUCGUUGCCGGCUCAUUACGCCAACGGUGACUUCGAUGUGGUCUUUGAAAUGCUGAAGACGGACGACCACUACUCCUAUGAUGUCGUCAAGCGCGUUUAUCAAGGUUACGUGAUAGGUGUGGUGCGCCAGGUGAGACCCAUCGCUGGGCCCCGGGACCUUGAGUUGCAGGUGGCCUUGAACUUCAUCAAGCCGGGAUUCGUCUCACACCGCAACAUCGUCGUCAUCAACAUCAUCAUCUCCGAGUUCUCGUUCUGAGCUGCGUGGCAUAUACGACGUCAACAGAUGAAUGAGGACGUUGCGACGUCCAAAUUGUAUGCUCAAAUUGUAUAAAUAGCCUAUUAUGAAUUAUCUGCAUUAAAAUUGUUUUUUUGUUUGUUUUUU